AUGGCCCCCAAGAAGGCCAAGAAGGUCGACCUGAGCCCCCGUGCGAAACCAGUUGUGUCGGAGGCUGACCUUCAGCAGGCUAAGACGGCGUUGCAGGACGAAGGAGAGAGAAAGCGGGCGAGGUCAUCGCUCAAGUAUUGGCUCGAGGAGAAGGGGCAGCACAACUCCUUCAAGAGCGUGACGACCGCCGAGAAGAAGGAGUUCUUGGAGGCGCACUGGGCCACCAAACUGAAGGAGAGGGCAGGGAAGUACGCGAGGACCAGCACAAAGGAGCACACCUUCGCCGACAAGGAGGCGCACCUGUUCCAAUGGAUGGGGAAAUUCCAGAUGCAGCAGGUGCUAGGAGAGCAAAAAGCUCAGAAUAAAACCGACAGCGGCAAGCUGAUUACGAGGCCCGACCCCGACACGGGCAAGGAGGACGAGUGGUCGAUCGAGUACAGAGUGUACCAGGACGGCGGAGGCAACGAGGAGCACCGCAUGAGAGGCGAGAAGCCUGAAAACAGCAAGGACGACCUGGACGAGACUGCAGCGAAGGAGGCUGACGACUUCAUGCAGGAAAUGUCCUCACACAUGGGUUCUGGCUCGGGCUCUGCAUCGUCUGGGGAGCCGCUCGUCAACGUGAAGAUCGAGAAGACAGGCGGCGAUGCGCCCGCCGAGCCGCCGAACCCCCACAAAACCACUUUCGAUAAAAUCAAGGCGAACAUCAAGUCCGAGAUCCGUAAGACCAAGACGGGCAAGUACGUGCAGUCCCUCAACGACGACGUGAGCAAAAUGAUCCCGAAGAUGUCCAAAGCCAUCAAGACCAUGGAGAGGGUGUUCUUGCAGAAGGGCGAUGACGACAUCGACGACGCAAUGAUCCUGGCAGUCGCGAAGCAGGUGGAUGAGGCUAGCUUGAACUACGAUGCCGUCAUCGAUUGGGCCAGGCGCCUCAUCACCGACAAGAAGAGGAAGAAGUGA
Prorocentrum cordatum is the source of this 957-nucleotide messenger RNA. The record is from the annotation of a GenBank genome assembly. Lineage: Eukaryota; Dinophyceae; Prorocentrales; Prorocentraceae.